Messenger RNA from Dinoponera quadriceps, 1818 nucleotides. RefSeq names its product nuclear RNA export factor 2-like. The transcript has 2 exons. NCBI's taxonomy places the organism in Eukaryota, Metazoa, Arthropoda, Insecta, Hymenoptera, Formicidae. Gene Ontology annotation, molecular function: protein binding; RNA binding. Gene Ontology annotation, cellular component: nucleus. The record is from RefSeq and is a predicted model, not a curated record. Gene Ontology annotation, biological process: poly(A)+ mRNA export from nucleus. The coding region runs from base 187 to 1800 and encodes 537 amino acids.
AUAUGCUAACCUAAAACAAUAUUUUGAUGGAUUCUCCAAUUUAAAUUUACGCAAUCUGUUAUCAAAUAAAAAAAUAUUGGGAGAAACGCACGAAGAUAGGAAUAAAAAAACUUAUAAAGGACAAAUAUCGGUAAUUGGAUAUGCAAAGAACUUAAAAGACAUUGUUCUUUUUUCCCCUAAUAAACAAUGGCAUUAUCAACAACCUCAACAUCGCCAACUGAUAAUUUAGCAAAAUUACCAUGGGAGCCACAUCGACUUUCACACUCUAAGCCAUCAUUUGACAGUCAGGAGAUGGCCCUCGCAAGUCGUAAGGAUUUAUGGCAUAAAUUUAUCAUCUUUGAUGGUGCUUUGCAUAGUCAGACCGAUGUCUUACAUGCUGUAGUAACUGCCUGUGAACCAGAAAUCCUAAUACCAAUUAUGUAUACCAUUGAAAAUAAAAACAAAAGUACAUUCCUAGCAAAAUGCAAUAGUACUACCAUUGAAAAUAUGGUAAAGCAAGGGUUAUGCGUAGUAUUGCCAGGUGGCCAGGAAUUGGUCAUGGACAUUGUGUUAGGAUUUCUUAGCAUGCAUAAGCUACCAUUAAAUACAAACAGAAUCAUUGUGCAGGCCCUGCGCGACAGAUACGAACCAGUAAAAAAAGUAUUUAAUCUGGACGACUUCGAGAAUGAAAAAGCGCUGGGCUCGAUAUUCUGUCCCAUCUCUAUACCAAAAAUUCUACACUUUGUUCUGCUUUGUAGCAAAAUGGGAAUUAUGGGUAGCAAUCGGGAACCCAGAUUGCCGGUUCGCGAAUUAAGCCUAAAGAAUAACAAGAUUACAGCUAUCAUACUAUUUGACAAAUUUUUCAGCUACCAUCUAACUAAAUUGGACUUGAGACAUAAUCAGAUUUUGGAUGUGGAAUAUUUACGUUAUUUCUGUGAAUUUAAGAUAAGUGAACUCUGGCUGGAUGGGAAUCCGCUGUGCACGAGAUAUACAAGCUCUCAGGAAUAUGUACAUGCUGUAAAAAAUGUUUUUCCACACCUGCAGAAGUUAGAUGGAGUUGUGAUAGGAAUAGAAAAAAAGUUUGUACCUUGCAUACAGAGUAAUUAUCUCGGCAAUGGAACAAAGAUCUCUUUGAUCAAACAAUUCGUCAGACACUUUUUUACAUUGUACGAUCAAGAUGAUAGAAUAGUCAUGAAUGGUUUGUAUGACAAGAACGCGGUUUAUUCCAUGACAUUAGGUACUACAACGAAUCACACAUAUAAGGAGAUCAUCAAAACGUUCUCCACAAACAGAAAUUUGUUGAAAUUCGUCGACUAUGCCAAGUGUCACGAAUUCUUGCUGUGGGGACCCGAGAAGAUAAUUAGUGCGCUACAACGGCAGCCACCAACGUUACACAAUUUUAAGACUUUCUACAUUGACUUGUUGAACGAGGGAGACAAUCAUAUAGCCAUUUCGGUGCAGGGAUUAUUUUCAUAUCGAACAUUACCCUGCUCGCCCAUGUUGUUCAAUCGAACUUUCAUUAUUGUACGAAAGGAAGACAAUGAAUAUUGUAUCACUAAUGAUCAAUAUUAUAUCGAUGGUACGCCUGCGAGUAACAGCGAUGUAAAAUUUGAAACUAAAUCUGCUCCGAAAUUUUCACCGACGGUGCUCAGUGUGUCUGAGAAGGAACAAUUACUUCGAUUUUUACGUGAACUCACUACGAUGAAUAUUCGAUACUGCUACAAGUAUCUUCAGGAUGCGGAAUGGGAUAUAAGAAACGCGAUCACUAUGUUUAUGCAACAUUAUGCGGUUAACAAUGUACCUCCAGAAGCUUUUCAAUAAAUUUAUAUUGUAAACUUA